Castor canadensis (American beaver) is the source of this 1136-nucleotide messenger RNA. NCBI's taxonomy places the organism in Eukaryota, Metazoa, Chordata, Mammalia, Rodentia, Castoridae. The record is from RefSeq and is a predicted model, not a curated record.
GCAGAGGAGGCGAGCGAGGCAGCGGUCCGCAGCCCGCCCCUAGCACAUCCUCCGACGCGCAGACACUCGGCCAGGCGCUGGGCGAGGUGGAGGUGAGGGCGGGCGCCAGCGAACUCGGAGAGGGGCUCGCUCGCUCCCAGGCGAUCCCCGCCUCCGCCACCGCUCCAGCAGCAGCACCAGCCGCCGCCGCAGCUUCCUUCCUUAGACUCCCCUCGAGAGGCUGGCCAAGCGGGUGUAGCCGUUGGGGGUGUAGGAGAGCCCGGCGGGGACAAGAGCGAGGUGACCGCCUCCCACUCCGGCUGUCCAGCGCUCCCCGCCUCCGCCCGCGUGUGCGUCCCGGGUGCUGGGGACGUGUGUCAGUUUACGCCUCUGAGAUCGCACCGUUGCCUGGGGGCAGUGUGAUGCCCAAGGCAAGUCUUGCCAUUCAUUUCUAUUAUUAUUAUUAUUAUUGUUAUUAUUUUACGCUUGGCUUUCGGGAAAUACUCGUGAUGUUGUAGGAUAAAGGAAAUGACACUUUGAGGAACUGGAAAGAACAUAGAUGCGUUUUGCUUUUGAGAGGAAACGCGUCCGUCUCUCUUCGCUGAUUUUGGAAGCUACCCUCCUCCUGCCGAGGUGGGGAUUCCAGCAAGAAUCAAGGUGAAGACGGGCGGCCAGGACCCAGGAGAGAAACGCUGACCAUUAGAAAGAAACCUUGGCAGAAGACAUUGCAAGGAAGAAAAUAGGAGAGAGAAAAACACAAAGACUUAUAAUUACACAAGAAUCCUACAAACCCAACCCUGCAGAAACCCUGUCUUCUCCAAAAUGGAUAUGUUUCCUCUCACCUGGAUUUUCUUAGCUCUCUACUUUUCAGGACACGAAGUGAGAGGCCAACAAGACCCACCCUGUGGAGGUCGCCUGAAUUCCAAAGAUGCUGGCUACAUCACCUCCCCUGGCUACCCCCAGGACUAUCCCUCCCACCAGAACUGCGAGUGGGUUGUCUACGCCCCUGAACCCAACCAGAAGAUUGUCCUCAACUUCAACCCUCACUUCGAGAUUGAGAAGCAUGAUUGCAAGUAAGCACUGCCCUGCUGCACAUGGGGCUCACUCCACCUUGCCCAGCCACCACCCUGCACCCUGUCCCUGCUGUCAUCGGAGGA